Messenger RNA from Chionomys nivalis (European snow vole), 3481 nucleotides. It is a transcript of the gene Ptgr2, whose product is annotated as prostaglandin reductase 2. Gene Ontology annotation, molecular function: 15-oxoprostaglandin 13-reductase [NAD(P)+] activity. The coding region runs from base 228 to 1283 and encodes 351 amino acids. The record is from RefSeq and is a predicted model, not a curated record. Gene Ontology annotation, biological process: prostaglandin metabolic process. Lineage: Eukaryota; Metazoa; Chordata; Mammalia; Rodentia; Cricetidae. The transcript has 10 exons.
CACUAGACUAGGGAAUGCCCGAUAAGCAGAUGUUUAAGAGUUGUCAGGGUUGGGCAUGAUGGUCUGAGGCGCCUCAGAUUUGAGCAUCUAUUGAGCACCUACUGUGUGCAUAGGGAUAUACUUAAAUCGUGUCAAAAGCUCUUGGUGCUGAGGACCUAGGCAGUCGGCUUGAAAUUCUGGAUUCAUUUCCUACAGAAGUCUUGUGAGGCUCCUGCACAGAUAGAGCGAUGAUUGUACAGAGAGUAGUAUUGAACUCCCGACCUGGGAAAAAUGGAAAUCCAGUGGCAGAGAACUUCAGGAUGGAAGAAGUCAGUUUAGCAGAUAAUAUCAGUGAAGGACAAGUUCAGGUCAGAACUCUCUACCUCUCUGUGGAUCCUUACAUGCGCUGUAAGAUGAACGAGGACACCGGCACUGAUUACUUAGCGCCCUGGCAGCUGUCUCAGGUGGUUGACGGUGGAGGUAUUGGAGUUGUAGAAGAGAGCAAGCACAUACAUUUGGCUAAAGGCGAUUUUGUGACUUCUUUUUAUUGGCCCUGGCAAACCAAAGCCAUUCUAGACGGGAAUGGCCUUGAAAAGGUAGACCCACAACUUGUGGGUGGACAUCUUUCAUAUUUUCUUGGAGCUAUAGGUAUGCCUGGUCUGACUUCCUUGAUUGGGGUGCAGGAGAAAGGUCACAUAUCUGCUGGAUCCAAUCAGACAAUGGUUGUCAGUGGAGCAGCGGGUGCCUGUGGAUCUUUGGCUGGGCAGAUUGGCCACCUGCUUGGCUGUUCCAGAGUGGUGGGAAUUUGUGGAACGCAUGAGAAAUGCCUCUUUUUGACUUCAGAACUGGGGUUUGAUGCUGCAAUUAACUAUAAAGAAGGGAAUGUGGCGGCACGGCUCCAAGAAUCAUGCCCAACUGGAGUGGAUGUCUACUUUGACAAUGUUGGUGGUGACAUCAGUGAUACGGUGAUAAGUCAGAUGAAUCAGAACAGCCACAUCAUCCUGUGUGGUCAAAUCUCUCAGUACAAUAAGGAUGUGCCUUACCCUCCUCCACUGUCCCCUGCUGCAGAAGCAAUCCAGAAGGAAAGAAACAUCACAAGAGAGAGAUUUACCGUGCUAAACUAUAAAGAUAAGUUUCAGCCUGGACUUCUCCAGUUGAGUCAGUGGUUUAAAGAAGGAAAGCUAAAGAUCAAAGAGACUGUGAUAAAUGGAUUGGAAAACAUGGGAGUUGCGUUCCAGUCCAUGAUGACCGGAGGCAACAUCGGGAAGCAGAUCGUCUGCAUUUCAGAAGAUUUUUCUCUGUAGUCUGCGUAUCUUCAUCAAGGAAGUCCUACAUUUCCUACUGUGCACAAAGAUUCUUAAGACACAUUUAAAAAAUAAUCUUACAGCCGGGCGGUGGUGGCGCACGCCUUUAAUCCCAGCACUCGGGAGGCAGAGGCAGGCGGAUCUCUGUGAGUUCGAGACCAGCCUGGUCUACAAGAGCUAGUUCCAGGACAGGCUCCAAAACCACAGAGAAACCCUGUCUCGAAAAACCAAAAAAAAAAAAAAAUCUUACAGUACAGAAUUAAGUGUAAUUGUAAUAUUUUUUAGUUACAUAACCUUAUUUUCAAUAUCAUAUAUUAACUAUAUAUCUAACAUGUGAUUGUUAACCAUAAUACAAUGGUUCUCAACCUGUGGGUUGUGACCCCCUUUGGAGUCACUACCAGAUAUCCUGCAUAACGGAUAUUUACAUUACAAUUCAUAACAGUAGCAAAAUUAGUUAUGAAGUUGCAAUGAAAUAAUUUUAUGGUUGUGGUCCUGUGUUAAGGUGAGGAACUGUGUUAAAGGUCGCAGCAUCAGGAAGGGUGAGAAGCACUGCCACAAUAGAUUUGGUAUCAUCUGUUUUUCUCUAUUUUAUUUUCGAGACAGGGUCUCAAAUACGAAGUCCACACUGGCCUCGUACUUGUGAUUCUUGUGGCCUGUCUCCUGAGUGCUGGGAUCACAGGCAUGUACCACUAUACCUGACUUAUUUUCCUUGUAAUAAUAAUUAUUUUGGAGGUGGGUCUGUUAGUGUAGCUCAGGCUGGACUGAUUCCUCAGGUUCCCGGCUGCUAAUUAUCUCUGGGGUUCCAGGCACGUGUUACUCACUAUACUCGGCUGAUUUUGUUAAAACUCAUGUUACAUAUAUUUGUAUCAAAUAUUUAAAAACUCCUGGAUAGUUAAUACAACUGUUAAUUGAUCAUAUGUAGACAUAUCUUUAAGUUAUUUUAAAAACUAAGUGAAAACUCUAAUUCUAAGUCAGAAGCGGUUAACAUCUGUUGAACUGGGGAAAUUUUUAACAUCAUUCUUAAAGUGAGAGUAUUAGGAUUGCGACGGGCUUUCCAUAUGUCACAUGGAAGAGAGACUUAAAGCCUAUGUACCUAUGUGUCUUGUCUGUCUAUACACCACAUGCAUGCCUGAUGCCUGCAGAGGCAAAUAGGGCACUGGAUCCCUUGGCCCUGGAGAGAGUUUUGAGCCACCAUGUAGGUGCUGGGUUCUUGAAUGCAGGUCCUCUGGUAGAGCAGCUGCUGAGCUAUCUCUCCAGCCUGCCCAAAGAGAGGCUUUUAAUGGUAAGCACGGAGGGUUGGGGGCAGCAUUGGGAGUAUCAGACUGAGGAACAGUUUAGGGGCUGGAGCGGUAUGAAAAGAUGAACAACGUCAUCUGGGUUGGCGAGACGCUCAACAGAUCACAUUUACACCCAGCAGGCUUGUGUUCUCCCAAAUUACUGACUACGUAGCAAGCCUAACAAAAGCUUGUGUUAACUUUAGGAAUAUUUUUGAGACAGUCUGUAAUGUAGCUUGCUAUGUGUAAUUCAGGCUGCCCUGGAAUUUACAGAUCUCUAGCUGCCUGUCGACCUCUGGAGUGCUAGUGUUAAAGGCCUGUACUUUGGGAAACUUUGGAGGGCAAGUAGAUAUAAACAUCACUUGGAAUUUUAUUGAUUAAAGUGGGUAGGGGGAGUGAUCAGGGCAGAACACUGUUCAGUAUUCUGGGGGCCUUAAUUCCCAGUAGCAACCCCCACUCCCAACUCGCCCCAAGUAAAAAAGCUUAAGAAAAUGGUGGCGAUGGUGGCGCACGCCUUUAAUCCCAGCACUCGGGGGGCAGAGGCAGGUGGAUCUCUGUGAGUUCGAGACCAGCCCGGUCAACAGAGUAGUUCCAGGACAGGCUCCAAAAGCUACAGAGAAACCCUGUCUCAAAAAACCAAAAAAAAAAAAAAAAAAAAAAAAAAAAGAAAAAGAAAAAGAAAAAAAGAAAAGAAAACAAAAGCUUCAGAAAAUGAUAGGACAAAGUAAACUAACCAAUGGUUGUAGACAUGAAUAUUCCACAUAUAUUGAUGUUUUUAUUAAUUGUAACUCAACUUUUAGAAAAGUAAAAUUGAAAUUGAAGAUGUUUUCUAAGUGUGAUUUAAGACACUUUUUUACACAGCCAAUGUAUUUUAUAGGUGACACUUGUAAUAAAUAUAUUCAAACUGUAUUAGUAAUCACUCAA